UUGAGUAUGAGCCAACGUGUUUUUUAAUAUUUGUCAACGCAGGAGUCUGCAUCAUGGCAAUCUAAAAGAAAAAUUUAGUUGCCGGAAUUGUUGAAGCGAAUUUUACAAAUUUUUGCGUAAUUAUUUGUUAAAAUUUCUUUAAUUUCCUCUAAAAUUAUCAUUGAAACACAGACAUAUGUCUAGUUUUCGCAAACGAGUCGUACGACGACCGAUUCCGGGCACUCGAACCAGCCCACAGACCGGACAAGUGAUAACAUCAAGUGGAAAUCCCUCGUUGGAUGUCAUAUUGGGUGGAGGUUUACCUAUCGGCUCAAUAUGUCUCAUAGAGGAAGAUAAAUUUGUCACCUACUCGAAAGUUUUGGCUAAAUAUUUCAUGGCGGAGGGUGUUUUAUCCAAACAAUAUAUAUUUUUGGGUUCUUUAGAUGACUCUCCCAAGGAAUUGAUAAAGAAAUUACCACAACAUUGUGAUGCCCCCGCCGAGGAGGAAAAUCCGGAAACAACUAAAAAUGGUUUGCGCAUAGCCUGGCGUUACAAUGAUUUACCCAUGGUAAAUUCUGAACAAACAACGGAAAAAAUAGGACACAAUUUCAAUUUGAUGGAAUUUAUGGAUCCCAAGUUAUUAGAACUUGCCCAGACCAUUACCUGGUCCGAUAAUCCCUUAGACAAUGAUAUUGUUGUAAAUCAGGAUGAAGACGAUGAUGGCUGGGAUCUUAAAGAUCCUGGCAAUGAUUUCGAAAAUGACGCCACCUAUGUUAUGGAUUCUAGCAAAGAAAUCGAAUUGGAAAACUCCAAAAAUAAUUCGACUCCCAAUCCUGCUCUAUGUUUGGAUGAUAAGCCUGAAGCUGCCGUCGAGGAUAAAAAUGCUACUGGUUCUACUGAAACUUCAGCUUCUUCAUCCAUGCCUACACCACCUUCACCAUUGUGUAAGCCACAGCCGGAAACCCAAAUUUUCACCAAUACAAAGUACUUUCGUCUACUCCAAGAGGUACACAAUUUAUUGAGUGAUGAUAAAUUUCAUUCGGGUGGUUUUUUGGUAAAGCGCAGCCUGUGUCGUGUUUGCAUUACUUCGUUGGGUUCACCUCAAUGGUACGAUGAGAAUUUCGGUGAGGAUUUACUCAAGUUUUUGACCAUUCUGCGUGCUGCUGUCCGUUCAUCGGUUUCGGUGUGCUUUAUAACGAUGCCUAUGCAUUUGGUGGCUAAAUAUGAUGAUACCUUGGUUUCGAAAAUACGCAAUUUAGUCGAUUAUGCCAUUGAAUUGGAAUCAUUUGCCGGCUCGGAUAAAGAAACAAAUCCAGCUUUCAAAGAAUACAAUGGUCUAUUUCAAUUGCGUAAAAUUGCAGCCAUUAAUACACUAAGUGCCUACAUGCCGGAAACAACUGAUUUGGCAUUUAAACUAAAACGCAAAAAGUUUGUCAUUGAAAAAUUACAUUUGCCACCGGAAUUACAAGAUGAUUCAGCUGCUAAACAAGAUGUAAAACCAACACUUAGUUGUGGCAGUAAUAUAAGUCCAAAUCCAAAUGUUUCGUUGGAUUUUUAAACAACAACAAAAGUACAAGUUAAAAAAACAGUUUAAUUUACUCUAACAAACCAGAAACAGUUAACAGCUACAAUAGACAUUUUUCAAUAAUAUUUUUUUAUAAAAUACAAAAUAAUUAAAACUAAAAAGGAGAAGAAAAACUCAUUUGAAUAAGUCGUCCUUAGCAAACCUUAAUACAAUUUAAUUUAAAAUAAACUCAAUUCUAUAAAUAACUGAAGAAGGCAAUAACAACAAUAAACAUCUAACUACAAUUUAGAAUAAACAUUUUUUAAAAAUAAAUUCUAAUAUUUUUUUUUAAAUUUUAUAUUUAUAAUUUUUCUUUAGCGAUUAUAUUUGUAAUAUGUAUUACUAUUUUAUGGCCACCAAUUAAAAUGAAAACUAAAAACAAACAAACAAAACAAAAAAA
Messenger RNA from Lucilia sericata (common green bottle fly), 1943 nucleotides. It is a transcript of the gene Elp4, whose product is annotated as putative elongator complex protein 4. NCBI's taxonomy places the organism in Eukaryota, Metazoa, Arthropoda, Insecta, Diptera, Calliphoridae. Gene Ontology annotation, cellular component: transcription elongation factor complex; cytoplasm; elongator holoenzyme complex. The transcript has 4 exons. The coding region runs from base 176 to 1537 and encodes 453 amino acids. Gene Ontology annotation, biological process: tRNA wobble uridine modification. The record is from RefSeq and is a predicted model, not a curated record.